CAAAUAUGUGAUCAAUCUCUGCUGCAUAGUCGAUCGUCACAGCGUGGCGUCGGCGACCGCCUCUGGGGGGCAGAACACGGUACUGGAGUUUCUGCAGGGUCGUGGUGUAGACAUUACCGGCCACCAUCUAUGGCCAUCGCCCAUACUCGCGGCAGUCAACCACGGCCACUACGAAACUGUCAGCUACCUGCUGACCAAGGGAGCUCCCACCAAAAUCGACGGGGAAUUUCUCGCCGUACAUGCCAUCUGGAGAGGGCGCCUGAGUGUGCUCCGGCUCCUGAGCCAGCACUCGGUACUGCCGACGACCAACUCCAUUGGCAUGUUGAGUAUCGGGUUCGCCGUGGAAUUGCGUGACAGGAAUCGAGGGAGAGAGAUUGUGGAGUUCCUCGUCAAGGAAGCCAAGCUGGACAUCAAUGCCCUGGGCAUCAAUGGGACGGCACUGCACUUGGCAAUCAGAUCCGGAGACGUGGAGACGGUAUCGCUGCUGAUCAGCCUGGGCGCCGAUAUACAUGCCACAGACCUCCUCGGCCAGGAUGCCUUUGAGCACGCCAUUGCUCACAGUGGAGCCGUCGCCGAGUGGAUGGCGGAGCAGUAUGGGGACCACAUCUCGGAGCUCCUCGUCGCAAAGAGACAGAUGGUCACACGCAUAAUCGACUCAUCCGCCACCCUCAGAGUGCGACAGCUGGCUGCUUGGAUCAGCCUCGGCUCCUGCGAGGUCACGCCGCAGCAGAAGGAGGAGGUUCUACGUGCAUGGACGACCCAGCAGAUGGACGACAAGCUGUGCGAAAUCUGGAUGCACAACUUCUCCCUGGCCGCGCUGCAGUGGUUUGUUGCCCACUUCCAGAACAAAGGCAUCAAAAGGUAUAUUGAUGAUGCAGCGGCAGUGUCUUCAGACCUCGCGCGGGCUAUAGAACGUGGGUCCGGCGCCAGGGUGGGUCACUACACUCCCGUAGACAAACCCAUCGACGGUGAACUGCGGACGGCGGCUCGGUAUGUUGCCGACGUCCUGCAGCCCCUCGAUUGGUGCAUUCGCAGGAAAUUCGUGGUCGAGCUGUGCCGCAAAUUGCCUCACGACGAGUUGUGCACACUUGGCUCGGCUCUCGCCACUCCUGACGCUCAACCUUUUUUGAUGGGACACAAGCCACGUUGGAGGAACACGGCUUAUUCCGUUCUUUGCCGAGAAGCAGAGUUGGAGCUUUAUUGGCAAAGCUUAGCAUACACUGCUCAAUAGGCGAUAUCCAGGUGC
Molecule: messenger RNA, 1246 nt
Organism: Microdochium trichocladiopsis
Lineage: Eukaryota; Fungi; Ascomycota; Sordariomycetes; Xylariales; Microdochiaceae
Exons: 1
Coding region: 320-1231 (303 amino acids)
Molecular function (GO): protein binding
Source: RefSeq, a predicted model, not a curated record